AUGGAAUCUGCGGAAUUGAGUAUUGUGACUCCAACAAUUCCAAGCAAUAUUCAUCAACCAUAUUCUGAAGGAAGAAGACUAUCUGCUACAUCGCCUCUGCUCGAUAGUGGAGUUGAAUUUCAAGUUUUGGAUGAAAGUAAAAGUCCAUCAACUCCCUCAACAACAACAACAACACAAUCAAAUCAUCGGAUUUCCUCUCCAAAAUCUCCUUCUUCCAUACAAGUGCCAUUAUUCAAUGAUGAAAAUAAUAAUAAUUUGAACAACAACAAUAACAGUGCAACUUCAACAACAGCUCCAACGAUCGGAAAGAUUCUCGAUGAUCAAGAAUUUAAAAUAUUCUCGCACUUGUCGAAACUUGGUCGAGGAAAACAUGACGCUUCCGAUUCGUUUGCCGAGGAUACUCCGUUUUAUACGUAUGAAGAAGGAUUCAAUUCAUCUCUAAAGGAUGGUCAUAGUAGUGCGAAUUUGACUGAUACAACCACAACGGUUGAGGAACACUUGGACUCCACUAAUACAACAACAAUAACCAGUGGUUCUUCUCCUAGUUCAAAUUCAAUUAUAAGUUCAAAUAAUUCAGCAACGUCUAGUGGUGAUCAGUUGACUACCCAAAUUCAAAUAUUCUCAAAUGCAACUGGCGAUGGAGAUUUAAUUUCCGAUGCUCCUAUUCAAAUUACGGUGGACGUGGUGACAACAACGACUACUACAACAACCACGAAUAACAAUGAAGAAGAACAUACUACUUUUGUAUGGCAAGGAUCCUCCGUGACCACUACAACGGCAGAAAUUCAAUAUCAUCCAAGCAACAUCAAAUCUAUUGUAAAUACAUCAGUCGUAUCAUUUGAGGGAGAGGAUGAAGAUGAAAAGCUGAACGCUCCUCCUACUAUCAAACAAAUAAUUCCUGGAAAAGACCCUUUAAGAGGAAGUACAGUAAUUCAAAUAGAUGAAGAACAUUUUCAUGAAAUUUCCUUAGGAGAAAUUCCUGCUCUAGACAAGUCAGCAAAUCAAGUCGAUGACGAAGAAGCGCAUUAUUAUGAAUCCAUGUCGUGCUUCUCUUGCUUUGCGCAACCAAUUUCAUAUUUAUGGAAUUCAAUUUUUGAAACUAACCAAACCGAACUAACUACGAAUGAAAAAAUUGUCACAAACUCUGAGAAGAACUUCCAUUCGAAUAAUCAACCUCAAGAAGUGUAA
This is a messenger RNA of Naegleria lovaniensis, 1188 nucleotides long. RefSeq lists its product as uncharacterized. The record is from RefSeq and is a predicted model, not a curated record. The transcript has a single exon. The coding region runs from base 1 to 1188 and encodes 395 amino acids. Lineage: Eukaryota; Heterolobosea; Eutetramitea; Acrasida; Naegleriidae.